AAUUUUCUAACAUGCCAGGCUCUUACGUUUAUGUAGCUCGAUACGACUCCACUCUUAAACAUGAAUCUGUUCUUACUUUUAAAGAGGGUGAUCGUUUUAUUCCAGUGCAAGGUUGCUCAAAUAAUUCUAAUUGGGCGUUGUGUGUAGAUAUGACAAGUAAAAUCGGUUAUGUACCCUAUACCUAUGUGGAAAAAAAGCAAAUUCCAAGUAUGGAAUUAAUAUGGAUCAUUGAAAGUGCUUUAGCAAAGUUGCACACUGAGUCUGUAACUACUAAUUCUCAGUUAGCAAGAAAAGUGAUCAAAGAACUGGCACGUAAACGAGCUAAACUUUUUGGUUCUCCCUAUGAGCCCAGUGAAGAUCCUUUGACUUGUGAUGAAAAAGGUGAAAUUCAAAGAGAAGAACUUAGAAAUCAUAGCAUUUCUAACUCUAGUUCAACUCAAGACAUCACUGUAGAGGCUUCUAGUCCAGUUUUAUGUACAGAUAAUGUUAAUUCUACAGAAGGCAGAAAAGUGGAAAAUCAAGAAUCUAAAAAUUGUGAAUAUGAAGCAGCAAAAGCUAAUGCAACAAUUGUAAAUACCACUCAGUGUAGCACUCAAACUGAUAGUGUGUCUGAUAUCAAUGUGCCUGAUUGGCUAAUACCUACUUUAAUUGAGAAUGUUAGGCACAAAACAAAUUUGAGUCAUGAAAAUUCCAAAGCAGCUGUUGGUGUCGUUCUUAAUACUUUUAUUGAUGCUGUACCUCAGCUAUGUCAUUUAUGGUGUCAAAUGAAAGAUAGUUUGAAAAAAUCUGAAUUUACACAAGAAGAUUCCAGAAACAUUUGUUCUGAAGAUGAAAGAAAACUUUUAGACAUAUUUAAGCAACUGUGGUACUGCAAAAAUGAUGAGCAGCAAAGGAACUGGCCAGUGCAUGAAGAUGAAGAUCAUAUUAGCAGUUUACUUGUAGAUCUGAAUAAUAUAUUAUUAGAUGCCAAUCCUCGAGUGACUCGAGUAAUAGUUCAACGUGAUGAUUACGAGAUGGUUAAUCUGCUAGUCACUUAUUAUCAAAUGGAACCAAGAAGAACGUUAAGAGUCAAAAUGCUUCAUGUGUUCCUGACACUUUGUGAAUUAGACUUGGUUGUUGUAACUCAUAUUGUAAACUCUGUUUUGCCUAUGGAACUUGCUAGGGAUAUUCAAGAUAAUUUUGAAGAUCAAGAGAAGGUACAGUUUUCAGCUUAUUUAUUGACCGUUGUGUUUAGUACUGGAGAGCAACCACCAAAUGGUACAUAUGAAUUUAUAAACAAGAAAUUUAUGCAUUUCUUAUUUGAAAACCUUGAAGAAUGUGUCAAAGAAGGUGAGGAAGAUAUGGGACAGAAUUUAUUAAGCAUUAUACUAGCCUUCAAUCUUCAUUUUCAGAGGCAUCAAGAAAAUCUUGUUUUAGAAACUCUUAAAGAAAGGAAAUAUGCCCAAGCUCUUACUGGAAAAUUGGUUUUUAUUCUUAAUCGAGAAGAAGAUCCUGCUAGAAUUUUAAGCCAUGAUAUGGAAACUCCAAAUUCUGUCUUAAAGUUUUUGGUAGAUAUGUUCACAGUUCCAUCCUUGAUAGAUCUGUUUUAUCUGAACGACAUCAAAGUAUUGAUUGACAUAAUAGUCAGGCAACUAAUGGAUUUGAUUCCUGGAGAAAAGAAACGGUUGCUUUAUUUAACACUUAUACAAAAUCUCCUAAGAAAUUCUAACUAUGCUGAACACAUGCACCAAAUAGACAGUUUACGUAAAUGUUUUCAUUCUGUUCUGGCUCAAGAAGUUCCCGAGAAAGCAGAAGUUGAUAUAACUCUAGACAUAGUCAAGGAAUUUGAGGUUUGGUUUCAAGAAGAAUGAUAGCUGUAAUAUGAAAGAUGUUUAUAUAGUGGUUAAAUCAAAGUAUAUCCUCAGAAUUCAGUUCUUAAAGUGUUUUCUUUAUAAUACUUUAUUCCAUACCUAAAUAAAUAUUAUUUACAGUAAUUCAGUUUAUUUGUAGCUCAAGUUUUAAAUAGCUUGAUUAAAAUGAAAGUUAAAAAAACAAAAUUAGUUAUAAAAUAUAAAACUGUUGAAGAAAUACUUUUUUUUGUGUGACAUUUCAUCUUCUUGGCUCAGAUAACCUCUAUAGAACAAUGGUAUCAGGGUUUUAUAUUUAUACAGUACAAGCUUGUCCUAAUGUGUUCAUAUAUUCUCCCAUUCAACGAGUAAUUUGUUUAGGAUCCUCUUUUCCUGCCCAUUAGGUUUUAUCUUGUUUUUUUCUGAAUUUCAGUCUGGUUAUGCAUGUGGUGAAUAAUUGUCAUAUAUGAUAAUUUAUUAGCAAAGUUGUACUAUCAUGCUUUUCUCUAGAAGUUACUAAGUAAGAGGUUUUGAAACAAAGAUGUGAUAUAAAUAUCUCUACCUCAGGAAAAUAUUUUUUUCCUAUGUAUUUUUCAAUCAUGAAUAAGGCAGUCUAAGAAAUUAGAUGUUUAGGUUUUUCCUGAUAAUUGACUAUUCACCGUAUUUACUAAGUACAUAAAUAUUUUGGUAUUAGUUAAAGAAAGAUUAAUAUGAUUAAUAACUCAGUUUUGAAGGAUACUGAGCCAAGUAGAUGAAACCAUAAUUAAAAAUAAAACCUUCUUUUCUAUUUCUUGUUCUGGAAAUCUUCUGCUCAUUUUAAUUCUAAAAUUAUAUUAAAAUAUUGCAGUAAUGAAUAUAUAAACCAUUUUUUUUCCUUUUCUUUAAAAUAUUUAAAAAGUUUCUCUUUAAAUAAAAUUUUAAUUUCAUGGCUACUUACCUGCAGCAUUAUAAUAUUGAUCUUUAAUGAUCUUAUUAUGGACUAUUAACGUAUAUAUAGUAAAAGAAAGCACUGAAGUAUAUGAUUAUUAACAUCUUUAGGGAUAAAUUUUUUAAAGUGACAUAAAGUCAUUUAAUUUUGUGCUUCGGUAGUUGUUGUUCUUUUCAUAUUAGUAGAAAUUUGGUGUACUAAGGAAAACAGUUGGGUAAAGCAGUAAACAUAUGCACAAGAAAUGUCCGCAUAAAUAUGGCCCUUGAAUAUUAAUAGCAAAUUAUGAACAAAAAUAUUUUGUAUAUUCAGGGCAUACUGGCUUUACAUUUUUCACAAAUUUAAUAAGUUUGUUUUACACAAUUUUUGUCAUGUUACCAUGGAGGAAUUUUCAGUUCCAUUUUUAGGGCAGUGACCUAUAGAGUCUAAUUUUGUUUUGAAAACAGAUUAUUAUUAUAACAGUAUAUAGAAACAGAUUAUUCUAUAGAGUAUAGCAGUGAUUAUCAAGUAAAAUAAAUUGCUAUCAUAUGACAAUUUUUUUUUUUUUUUUUUUUUUUUUUGUUUUCAUUGCUGAGAGAUUUUUUAGUGAGUUUUAGAUUUUAAUUUUUUCGACUAGAAUAAUUUGAAUUAAAAAAAUUAAAUACACACAUUUGUAUAUUCCCUGAAGAAGCUAAGGAAUGGAAGUACAAGUUUCCUCUGCUUUACGAAAGUUUUCAUGAAUAUGUUUUAAAACAAAAUGAUAAGGAGAAUAAAUUACUAUUACUUUAUUCAGGGAAUUUUUUUAGCAUUCCAGGAUCAAACAGUCACACCAAAUCAUAGCAAGUAUUGCAUGAAAUCUAAGAGUAGAAUGUUCUCAUAAACACACUGAUUGAAUAAGUUGGAAUAAUGUGAGUAAUAUAUAAUUUUUACUAUUUAUUCAUAGUUGAGAAGAUAGAUCUCCUGCAUUGCAGUUUAUACAUUUCACUUUUACUCUCUUGUCCAGAGUGCAUUUGUGUGAAACAUGCCCUUUUAGGCAUUUCAUACACCUGAUCUUACUUUAACAUUCUGCGGUACAUCCAGAUCUCUGAUAACAGAAGCAUCAAUGGGAGGGGGGGGGUUGUUCAUGGCUUAAUAUCUUUUAACACAAAUCUUUGAAAAAUCUGUUGAAAAUUCUUGUAACUCAAUAAUUUCUACAUUUCAUAGAAAAUUUACAAAGUAUCUUUUGGAUAUCUCCGUUCUUGGCCCUUGCAAAGUCUGCUAGUUUGCUCUCCACUGGUUUCUUCUUAGCAUGCAGCUCUUCAAAAAGGUGGUGAUAUUGAUGAUAAUUCUCGCCAUAGCGAUUUUAUAAUUAUGACCGGAGGUUGAAUUAGAAAUUUAAAAGUAGGGAUUGUAGGGGAUCAGAGAUUAAAAGGAAAACAACCAUAUCUUAUUUUUUAAGGCUAUUCACUAAUUUUUCUACAAAUGUACCCUAAUAUUGAAAGUCAGUGCUUGUUUUUUUGCUAUGAGUAAUGUGAAAAUUUUAAAAUUAGAUAAUAUGCUUCAUUGUGCAGUUUUCUAUUAUAUAGUUCAUUGUAGACUCUCAAAUUAAUGUGCAUACUGCCCUUAAGUUAAAAUUGUAGGUUUUUUUUAUGGUUAAAGUCUUAUUCUUCAUCACAGAUUGCAUAAAGCAAAUGCUAAAUGCCGUUUUCACCCUUUUUUUUUAUUUAAGUAAAAAAAUCCAGUGUAUUUCAUGAUCAAGAAGAGAUACUAAUUUUAAGACUUUUGUGGAAGCACAGAGACAUAGAGCAUAUUUUCUUGAAGGGGGUGAUAUAUGUAAACGUUCACUCGAAUUUGUCUCUCAUGACUGUCCUUUAAUUAUCCUAAAAUCUAAAACUUUUAGCAAUAUGGAAAAAUACAGUGCAAAAUGUGUUUGCUCUUUUCAGCUAUAUCAUAAAAAUAAUCAAUUCUGAGCAAAAGGUUUUGUGUCAGUGACUUUACUAUAUUGGAAGUGAGUAAUUGCUUAGUCUGAAACAACUCACCAAGUCUAAAGAAGGUUAAAAUAACCUUUUUAUUUAAGUCAUAAACAAACAGAUAGCACUGCUUGUACAGCAGAUGAACCUCUGCUACUCGUUGGAACUUAAAAUUAACAUAAGAUAGCAUUAAAUUCAAAUGUAGGAAAUAUAGUCUGAAAUUACAACACAAAUUAAUCUAUGUAAGGUGGCUCAAGACAACUAUGGCUUGUAUUUAAACAUUGGUUAGCAAGAUACUAAAGUCAGGAUAAAAUUUGGUAGAGUCAAUGAUACUAGGUAAUAGCAAGAUGAAGCUGCCUGAAGCUGUAAUCUAAAUAUUCAAACCCUCCACUUGGAUUCACAAACAACUAAUUUACAUUUUGGUGAGGACUAUGGAAAGAAGUUAUAGUAAAUGUUUUGCUGUAAUCAUAAUAAUUGAUCAAUUACUAUAAAAUUCCUUAGAAAGUAAUAUGCAGAUCAAUAAACUUCAUUCAAAUGCAUUUUUAUUUAAUUUAGUUCUGUUCAACAGUGCAGUUUUGUGAUCUAAUAAUAAGAAAAUACAUUUCAGAUAUGAAAUAGGGACUUAAAUAAUGUUUUAAAGAAGCUGAAGCUUUUUGUUUUAAAAAUUUUAAUAAUGGUGAAUAUGAUAAUUUUUGUUCUUUUACAUUGUGAUUGCCAUAAACAAUAGCAAAAGAAAAUAAGUUAUAAAUAUUAAUUAAUUAAAUAUUUAUUUUUGGUAGUGAAAAUAAAAUUAUGUAGGCAAAUAUGUAAAAAUAUAAUCAAUCAAAUACUUUUUAUUUUAGAUAAUGUGUGCAAAAGAGCAGUUAUAAGAAAUGUGUCCCAAACUGAACUUGAAAAACAAAUAAAAUUCAUAAUUAGCCUGUUUUAAUAUCAUCUUUCAAGAUUGACUAUAUACCUUCAUUGAUAUAUAUAUAUAUAUAUAUAUAUAUAUAUUGUUUGUAUGAACUUUAAAUCCAUUUAGUGCGAAU
Molecule: messenger RNA, 5707 nt
Organism: Stegodyphus dumicola
Lineage: Eukaryota; Metazoa; Arthropoda; Arachnida; Araneae; Eresidae
Product: NCK-interacting protein with SH3 domain
Biological process (GO): endocytosis
Molecular function (GO): protein binding; Arp2/3 complex binding
Source: RefSeq, a predicted model, not a curated record